AUGUCUCAGACCAACUCCCCCAUCUCCGCUACCACUCAGGCCUCCGCCGCCGCCGACGAAGUCUCCAUCGGCCAUCACAACCAGCAGGCCUCCCCCGCCACCGCCUCGCAGGGCCAGGCCGAGCAGGAGGAGCCUCUCUCUGCCCCCGACCUCGGCGUCCAGGGGAACGCAGUGGUCAAGACGGUCCGCAUCGCCGCCAAGGGCUUGUCCGCCGGCGGCGGCCCCUUCGCCGACGCCGAGCACUUCUGGGCCCAGCUCGAGGACGAGGUCUCGGCCAUCUACCCCCGCUUCUGCAUGUACCCCAACCUCGAGACCGUCCACGUCACCCUCGCCGGCGUCGACGAGGCCUUCCUCCCCGCCGGCGCGCCCAACACCUUCGCCGCCGUCUACCGCACCGACACCGACACGGUCUGCAUCGCCGCCGUCGAGGACCGCGACAAUCCCGACCCCGCCGCCGCCGCUGCCGCCGCCGCGGACAACAACGGCGGAAAGCGGGACCUGGUCGUCCGCAUCGACAUCGACCCCGCCGUCGUCGUCGACGACAAGCUCGACUGGAUGCCCGUCCUCCCCAAGGAGGCCGUCGAGUGCGAGGACGCCUACUCCGCCAGCCCCGAGUUCCACCACCGCCUCGUCUGGGAGAUGGCCCAGACGACCGUCGAGGAGACCCUCUGGAAGUCCUCCGCCCGCCGCCCGCCCGUCGUGGUCGGCAACCUCAAGCUCAUGACGGGUCCCGCCGACGACUGA
This is a messenger RNA of Colletotrichum navitas, 744 nucleotides long. RefSeq lists its product as uncharacterized. NCBI's taxonomy places the organism in Eukaryota, Fungi, Ascomycota, Sordariomycetes, Glomerellales, Glomerellaceae. Bases 1 to 744 code for a protein of 247 amino acids. The record is from RefSeq and is a predicted model, not a curated record. The transcript has a single exon.